Protobothrops mucrosquamatus (brown spotted pit viper) is the source of this 1329-nucleotide messenger RNA. RefSeq names its product serine/threonine kinase 40 (gene STK40). Bases 1 to 1329 code for a protein of 442 amino acids. Gene Ontology annotation, biological process: protein phosphorylation. Gene Ontology annotation, molecular function: ATP binding; protein kinase activity. Lineage: Eukaryota; Metazoa; Chordata; Lepidosauria; Squamata; Viperidae. The record is from RefSeq and is a predicted model, not a curated record. The transcript has 10 exons.
AUGAAGCGAAGAACCUCCGAUAGAGGUGGUGGGGAAACAUCAGCCAAGGUUCUCUGCCCAGGGAUUUCCAGCAGUAACACCAAAAGAGCUGGGCCUUUCAUUCUUGGCAGAUGUUCUAUUUUUAUGUUCCUAGGCCCACGUUUAGGCAACUCCCCAGUGCCAAGCAUUGUUCAGUGCUUGGCAAGAAAGGAUGGGACAGAUGACUUUUAUCAGCUGAAGAUCCUCACCUUGGAGGACAAGAAUGACCAUGGCACAGAAACCCAAGAGGAACGUCAGGGCAAAAUGCUGCUGCACACAGAGUUCUCUCUCCUCUCUCUCCUGCACAAUCAGGAUGGGGUGGUCCAUCAUCAUGGCCUUUUCCAGGACAGAACCUGUGAGCUGGUGGAAGAACUGGAGUCCAAUCGGAUGAUCCGAAAAAUGAGGAAACGUAUUUGUUUAGUGUUGGACUGCCUCUGUGCCCAUGACUUCAGUGACAAGACAGCUGAUCUCAUCAAUCUCCAGCACUAUGUCAUCAAAGAGAAGCGGCUUAGUGAACGAGAGACCAUUGUCAUCUUCUAUGAUGUUGUGCGGGUGGUGGAAGCCUUGCACAAGAAGAACAUUGUGCACAGAGACUUGAAACUGGGGAACAUGGUGCUAAACAAAAGGACCCACCGAAUUACGAUCACCAACUUCUGUCUUGGGAAGCAUUUGGUGAGUGAAGAUGACCUGCUGAAGGACCAGCGGGGCAGCCCUGCCUACAUUAGUCCUGAUGUCCUCAGCGGUCGGCCAUACCGUGGCAAGCCCAGUGACAUGUGGGCGCUGGGAGUGGUCCUCUUCACCAUGCUCUAUGGACAGUUUCCCUUCUACGACAGCAUCCCUCAAGAGCUCUUCCGCAAGAUCAAGGCUGCUGAGUACACCAUCCCAGAGGAUGGGAGGGUGUCCGAAAACACCGUGUGCUUGAUCCGGAAGCUGCUGGUCUUGGACCCUCAGCAACGCCUGACAGCCUCGGAAGUGCUCGAAUCCCUCAGCUCCAUAAUUGCAUCCUGGCAGUCCAUGUCCUCCCUCAGUGGGCCCUUGCAGGUAGUGCCCGAUGUUGACGAUCAGGUGGUCAACCCAGAACACGCGCAUGAGGCGAAGGUGACCGAGGAGUGUUCGCAGUACGAGUUUGAGAAUUACAUGAGGCAGCAGCUCUUGCUAGCGGAGGAGAAGAACACGCUCCAUGAGGCAAAGAACUUCCUGCAAAAGCGGCAAUUUGGCAGCGUCCCUCCAGUGAGACGCCUUGGCCAUGAUGCCCAGCCCAUGAACACCCUGGACGCCGCCGUUCUCGCACAGCGCUACCUUCGGAAGUAG